Molecule: messenger RNA, 1677 nt
Organism: Psilocybe cubensis
Lineage: Eukaryota; Fungi; Basidiomycota; Agaricomycetes; Agaricales; Agrocybaceae
Exons: 1
Coding region: 1-1677 (558 amino acids)
Source: RefSeq, a predicted model, not a curated record
AUGGAGGUCGCUGAAUCCAACGAACUUGCUGCGUAUAGCCGGUGUAAAAGGGCACAUGGAUUACCUUGCCCUCCCUGCAAAUAUUGGGUCGAGCUCUCGGAGAAAAUUCCCCUCACCAAAGACGACGCAAAUCAUAUCAGUUUGAUUUCAAAGCUUGCAGAACUUCGUACAGAUAUCAACAGUAACCACGAGCCCUUUAUCCACCGUCUUCCCCCCGAGAUUUCCACCAACAUACUUGAAAUGACGCUCUCCAGGGAAUGGUACACUGUAGAGCAGCAACAUCAGUUGAAAAGGGAAGAGCAGGGCUGGCCACUGGUCUUGGGAGCAGUCUGUAAAACAUGGCGGCGUCUCGCGUGGUCUUCUCCCCGACUAUGGACGGUUAUGCAUCUUCGCUAUGACGUUACGGCUACAGAAUUAUUAACCCCGAUACGCUUGAAUAUUGCUGAAAAAUGGCUGAGGAGGUCGGGCCAGCUUCCACUGUCAAUCAGCAUUUAUGCCCUCCAGGAAAAUCUCUCGGAUUUUCGAGAAACAGCACGAGCUGUGACGCAGUCUCUCAUCCCGUUCGCCAGCCUCAUAAACCGUUAUUCCCACCGCUGGCAAUGGCUAGACAUUCAGGUAACCGGGGCCAUUCUUGCCAUACUCACAGGCAACGGUCGUGCAGGUAUACUCGAUAGGCUUAGAAUUAUUGAAGACGACAUGGCCCCUGCUAUUCUCUUUGGCCUUGAUGGAACAGAACCUUCUCCCAGACUUUUGUCUUCAACUUUAUCCAUUGUGCAAGCGGUAGACCGUAGAAAUCUCGUAAUUGUGCAACUCAGUCAACUCAGUCAUGGUGACAUCCUCGAUCUUCUGAAAUCCGCCCCUCGCCUCGAAAAUUGCGAGCUUGCCGACAUCGAUUUCGAUCCAGACUCUUACGAUGAAACUUGCCCUCGUUUCGCCCACGAGAAGUUGAAUUCAUUGAAAAUUGACUGCAUGGAUUCAAACGGUAACAGCCCACUAUUUUCCAAGCUCUUCCUCCCUACAUUGCAGCAUCUCCGGUUUGAGCAUUACUAUGAUAUCUUUGAUUUCACUUCUCUCAUUGAUGUCGCAUUACAUUCCAAAACUUGGUCUUUGACUUCUUUAUGCUUAGACUGCCGUUUCGCAAAUGACGGUGGACUUCUACUUUUCCUCCAACAUUCAGUUCUGCUGGAAGAAGUGGAACUAAAUAUAGAGCGGGAGUCGCAAUCUAUGCAGGAAAUUUUCUCCCUUUUACGCCAUCUUGCUGCUACAAAAUCCAAUGCUUCCGCAGACUAUGUUAAAAUUGAAGGUGCAGAGAUCUUCUUGCCUAAACUCACUCGCCUCAUGAUUGUCACGACUCCUCCCCAACCUGCCCAACAGGAAGCCAAAUUCUUGUGGGGCCUUUGUGCAGAUAUCUUCAAACCGAUAUCUGAUAUCGACUCCAAAGCAUGCUUUAGGCGCACAUCACUCUCGCUAUCAGUGGAACACUACAAUGAUCAAGAUGACCUACCGGAUCACGAUUCAUUCAUUUCCGAAUUAGAAACGCAGCGUUUUGAGGAGAUAUCCAAAGCAGGCAUUUCGCUACGCCUGAGAAAUAUCGGGGAACGGGGAGACUUUGAUAUUCUUGAAUUUUCAAAAAGGCAUCAUGCGGGGCUGUUUAAUCCAUUCAUGACGGUUCUCUAA